Eurytemora carolleeae is the source of this 1280-nucleotide messenger RNA. RefSeq lists its product as uncharacterized. The record is from RefSeq and is a predicted model, not a curated record. Gene Ontology annotation, molecular function: ligand-gated sodium channel activity. The coding region runs from base 297 to 1280 and encodes 327 amino acids. NCBI's taxonomy places the organism in Eukaryota, Metazoa, Arthropoda, Copepoda, Calanoida, Temoridae. Gene Ontology annotation, cellular component: membrane. The transcript has 7 exons. Gene Ontology annotation, biological process: sodium ion transmembrane transport.
CAAACAGAAUCCGCAAAAUUAAAAAUUUUGCGCGCCAUUUAAUAAGAGAACUCUAAUUUGUCGGAAUCCGGUUGGGAUAUCCAAUUAGAGGGAAAAUAUUAAGCAGAAAACAAAAGUGUCCAUUCAGGUUAAGCAAUGGGUGUUAAGGGUAUCCAAUCCUAAAGUUAUCAGCUCUGAUUGGCUAGUCCCAAAUGAAGUGUGUGAAACUCCAAAAAUGUGUUCCUCAACCGGGUUGAGUUAACCCCUAUUGUAUUAUUGUAUAUUAUAGUCCUGAAGUAUCUAGUAUUAAAUAAACCAUGAGGGGAAAAGGAACAAUGGCAAGUUUUGCUCGUUCAACAUCAGCUCAUGGAAUACAUUGGUUAGCAGACAGUGGAUCUGCGGCGGAGAGAAUUCUUUGGAUUUUUCUUAUCAUUGGAGCUGUCGUUUUCUUUAGUGCUACAGCAUACAAUACAGUAGAGGAUUUUGUCUCUGAGCCUGGCUAUAGUACAACCCUGGGAUUUAAAUCCCUGUCUGAUGAAAAUGGAAACUUCGAAAUCCCAAAUAUUAUGAUCUGUGAUCCAUAUCCCUGGAAGGCGUCUGCUAUCAAAGCUCUGGGUGUUGAUAAUAUCAACCUAACCUCCUAUAUAUCCUACAUGCUAUUCCCGCAAUCCUCUACAGAAAUGAUCACUCUAAUGUCACGUGAUCCGACGAUCCUAGGGAAAAUCCACGCAGUGUAUCAUCAAGUGCUGAAGCAGUUUGACAAUAAUCCUUACACCUUGAUCGAGAACAUAACCGUUAAAUGCGAGGAUCUGGUCGCGGCGUGUAAUUUCGGGCUGGACGAACCAGUUUACCUGAAGAACUGUUGCGCCACUAUAUUUGGUCCCCCGAAGUACGUGACGGGACAUAAAUGUUUUUCAACCCUAGGAAAGUUAAAGAAAUUAAAGCCAACUGUUGGAGAAUUGUUUGCAUUGAAUAUGGCCCUGAGUGCACCUAUUAACGAUGAUAAACUGAUAGAUAUCCCAAUAGCCUCCUCAAAGGCAAUUUUGAAUCAUGGAUCAGGAUUGAGAAUAACAAUAGUUGACGAGUAUUCACAUCAUCAUUCAACAGCUCUCAACUUUUUAGAGAACCUUAGUCCUGAUACUGCAAACACUAUAGCUGUUACUAAAACCUAUAUUGAUAACACCAACAAAGCCCGGGAUAUCGAACCUGUGCAUUGUCAAACCUGGAUUGAAGAUGAAGAAAGAAAAAAGAAAAUAUAUAAUACUGAUGAAUGCGUUUACAAUCUUAUCCAGGAAAUAUAA